ACGACGACAACGACGAUUCAUAGAAUGGGGAAUCGCUGGAUUAUCGCUGGUCUAGUCGGACUAUUGGUGGCGGCCACAGCGAGCCCUACGGCUCAAGUCGAUGUAAAUGAGAAGCAUUUGAGUGAGAUACUCAGCUAUAUGAACGAGAGCGCCGACGCCUGCGACGAUUUCUUUAACUAUGCCUGCGGCAAUUGGAGUGAGCAGCAUCUGAGUCUUUAUUAUACCGAGAUAAUGGGGGAAGUGGAUCUCAAAGUUAAUAAAAAUUUGGUCAAGCUCAUGGACAAGUUGGCGGUCAGUUUGCAGAACAGCAACCAUGACGAUUCGAACAGCGUGGAGGACAAAGUGUGGCGAUAUUAUCAGACCUGUCGUGGCGCAUCAUUGGACACGCGUAACCUGAAGCAUUAUCUAGACUUUGUGCAGCCCGGAGAGCAGGUUCCGUGGCCUCAGCUCGCCGUCAAUAGCAAGCAAUGGCCGAAGAACAAGUUCAAUUGGCUAGAGACGCUUGGUCGGCUUCAACGCUACAGUCUCAACAACGUUCUCAUGCGUAGCACGGUGGUACCAAGCUAUAAAAACAGUAGAAAGUAUGUGAUUGAUCUCGAUAGACCCGUAUUCAAGGAGAAGAACCAGCGUUUAAGAGGCAACUUUAGCACAAAGAAUAUCUUGCUCCAGCUGGGCGUUCCUAAAGGUAGUGCAUUAAAUUUGGCACGCAAAGUUUAUCAGCUCGAAUUACUGGUGCGUGACCUGACCGAAGGGGAGGACCUGCCUAACGACAACCUAGCCUUGCAUGAGCUGGAGCGUACUAUUCAAGCACCUUGGCGCAAAUACUUUGAAAUUGUUCUGGGCCACAGUGUGCCUCGAGACUUCAAGGUGCAGAUAAGCAAUGUCGAUUAUUUUGAGGCUCUCGUCGAACUUCUGAGCAGACAAGAACCUAACGUGGUGGCCAGCUAUAUAAUGGUGCGCUUCAUAAUUUUUCUGCGUGAGGAGAGCAUGGGCAUUGACGAGCCAAUCGAAUGCAUACAGGAUGUACGACGCAACCUGGAUCUGGCCAUAAACUUACUUUAUGAGGAGCACUUCUACGAAUCUAAUAGGCAGAAGAACAACGAAGAAGUGACUGCACUUUUCGAGAUACUACGCGCUCAGUUCCUGACCGGGAUGGAUGGCAAUGUUUUUAACUUAAAUGCAACGCAACGUGAACUGUUGAGGAACAAGACACGUAGCAUGGAUAUUAAUAUUGGUAAUAUGCCCAAGGGUGUCAAUCAUCGUAAAUUUGUCACCAAUUUCUAUAGAGAAUUAAGCCUGAGUGAGUCUGAUUAUGAGGAGAACCAUUUGAAGGUGCUGCAGUUUCGAGCGGCUCGAUUAAUUGAGAAACUCGACCAGCAACAGCCAUCACACACGAAAUUCGCACUCAACGAUGACGGUGAUUAUGCCAUGAGCUCUUCGCCUUUUUAUCUGCAACAGCUCAAUUUAAUUGUUGUGCCCUUUGGCUUACUGCAGGAGCCCGUCUUCAAUGCCGAUAUGCAUGAUAUAUUCAAGAUUAGUCUGCUAGGAUUUAUGAUCGCUCAUGAGAUUAUACACGGUUUCGACUCCACGGGGUUGGGGUACGAUGCGAAAGCUCUAGACUGUAUUAAUCGCAAUGAGACGGACAAUUUGGAUGAGCGAAUAGCUGACAUAUCGGGCAUUCGCUUGGCCUUCGAUGCCUACUUUGCUCCGGGCUCUAAGUACAGUCAAGCACAUCCAACCUUCACUACCCUACCACUGAAGAAGAUUUUCUUUCUGAACCUGGCACAGUUUUUCUGUGGCAGUUUAGACACUUCUUUUAUGAGUCACGACCCAGAUGAUGUCCGUAUAAAGCAAUUACUGAUCAAUUUUCCACCCUUUGCGGAAACGUACGGCUGCCGCCAGGGCCAGGACAUCAUGCAUCCAGCAGAGAAAUGUCGGCUUUGGCGUUAAAUACAAUGUAAUGGUUAUUUAAAAUAAAAUUAUAAUCAAUAAAUUCGACUAAACAUUUUUA
Messenger RNA from Scaptodrosophila lebanonensis, 2011 nucleotides. RefSeq names its product membrane metallo-endopeptidase-like 1. Gene Ontology annotation, cellular component: plasma membrane. The record is from RefSeq and is a predicted model, not a curated record. Bases 25 to 1950 code for a protein of 641 amino acids. The transcript is spliced from 2 exons. Gene Ontology annotation, molecular function: metalloendopeptidase activity. Gene Ontology annotation, biological process: protein processing. Lineage: Eukaryota; Metazoa; Arthropoda; Insecta; Diptera; Drosophilidae.